This is a messenger RNA of Xenopus tropicalis (tropical clawed frog), 3828 nucleotides long. It is a transcript of the gene spata20, whose product is annotated as spermatogenesis associated 20. The coding region runs from base 62 to 2416 and encodes 784 amino acids. Lineage: Eukaryota; Metazoa; Chordata; Amphibia; Anura; Pipidae. The transcript has 17 exons. The record is from RefSeq and is a predicted model, not a curated record. Gene Ontology annotation, biological process: carbohydrate metabolic process.
CUCCGUUAACCACGCCCUUGGCGUUGUGCGGCGCUUGUUCCUUUUACUUCCGCUUGUUGUUAUGCUUCGCUGUGUGUCCGGCCUGUGCAGGGCAAGGGGGGUUCUGCCCCGGGCUACUCUGGGCUUCUGUCCGUCUCCGAGGAACCCCGGGCACCGCCGUGGGAAGUGGAGAGGAGGUGAGAUAUUUGAAGUAUGCAAGAUGGCUUCCGGCAGUACGCAGACGCCAACAGGCCGUGUUAAUCGUCUUAUCAAUGAGAAGUCUCUGUACCUUCAGCAGCAUGCACGGAACCCUGUGGACUGGUAUCCGUGGGGUCAGGAGGCUUUUAGCAGGGCAGCCAGAGAGAUGAAGCCAAUAUUUCUCUCGGUUGGCUAUUCCACCUGCCACUGGUGCCACGUAAUGGAGAGAGAAUCGUUUGAGGAUGAAGAGAUUGGACGGAUUCUAAAUGAGAAUUUCAUCUGCGUGAAAGUAGAUCGGGAGGAGAGGCCGGAUAUAGACAAGGUGUACAUGACAUUCCUACAGGCUACUGAUAGUGGUGGCGGGUGGCCCAUGAGUGUUUGGCUUACACCUGAUCUCCGACCUUUUGUGGGCGGGACCUACUUCCCACCUGAAGACGGCGUGCGCAAGGUCAGCUUUCGGACUGUUCUGCUACGGAUAGUUGAACAGUGGAAAGAAAACAGGGCCUUUCUAUGUGAGAGAAGUGAGCGGAUUCUUAGUGUACUACAGAGCAGCUCUGGUAUCGACGGAGCAGCAGAGCCUCCACUGAGCCUCCCAGUGCAGAAACUCUGCUUCCAACAGCUGGAAAGAAUAUUCGAUGAGGAGUAUGGGGGUUUUGGAGAAUUUCCCAAAUUUCCCACCCCAGUGAAUUUUAGCUUCCUUUUCUGUUUGUGGGCCUUAAGUAAAGGAAGCCCUGAAGGGACUCAAGCUCUGCAUAUGGCAGUCCAUACACUGAAAUGGAUGAUGUACGGAGGUAUCCAUGAUCAUAUUGGAAAGGGCUUUCAUCGGUACUCCACUGACCAGACCUGGCAUGUGCCUCACUUUGAGAAAAUGCUGUAUGAUCAAGCCCAGUUAGCUGUAGCAUAUGCAGAAGCCUUUCAGAUAUCUGGAAAGGAAAUCUUUAGUGACGCUGCCCAUGAUAUACUACAGUACGUGCUUCAAAAUCUGAGUGAUGAUGCUGGUGGGUUCUACAGCGCAGAGGAUGCAGACUCGCUCCCAAAUGCCCAGUCCAAGGAAAAGAAAGAGGGUGCUUUUGCCACCUGGACUGCUAAGGAAAUCCAACAGCUUCUCCCUGACAUGGAGGAAGCAAAUGGCAACACCUUUGGGGACAUCUUUAUGCAUCAUUAUGGCAUGAAGGAAGAGGGCAACGUCUCUGCUAGCCAGGAUAUUCAUGGAGAGUUGCAAGGCCAAAACGUACUCAUCGUGCGUUCAUCCCUGGAGCUCACCGCUGCCAAGUUUGGUCUGGAUGUUGCACGGGUGCAAACCAUUCUUAGCAUGUGUCGGGAUCGAUUAUAUAAAGCUCGCAGGUUGCGCCCUCCUCCGCAGAGAGACACCAAAAUUUUGGCUUCUUGGAAUGGUUUAAUGCUUUCAGGCUUGGCUCGCUGCGGAGUGAUCCUCAGAGAUGAAGAGUACAUCGAGAGAGCCAAAUUGGCAGCUUCUUUCUUGCAUGAAAAUAUGUAUGAUCUGAAGAGUGGGAUAUUGUUAAGAAGCUUCUACAAGGGCCAUCAACCAAUUGCCGAUCUGGUUCCUGGGUUUCUUGAUGACUAUGCCUUCAUGGUCCGAGGUUUACUGGACUUGUAUGAAGCGUGUUUGGACCAGUUUUAUCUAGAAUGGGCUCUACAACUUCAGGACAGGCAAGACCAACUAUUUUGGGACGCCAAAGGAUCGGGUUAUUUCUGUAGCGAUGCCAGCGACUCAAGUAUUCUACUGCGUUUGAAGGAUGAUCAAGAUGGAGCAGAGCCCAGCGGAAACUCUGUGUCUGUGGUUAACCUCUUGCGGCUGGCCUGUUACACCGGUCGUACAGAAUUUACGGAGAGAUCUGGCCAGAUACUGGCUGCGUUUUCGGAACGGUUGCUGAAGGUCCCGGCCUCUCUUCCUGAGAUGGUUCGGGGAAACAUGAUCUAUCACCAAACAGUCAAACAGGUGGUAGUGUGUGGCGACAAAGAAGAUCCAAACACUAGAGAACUGCUGGAAGCUGCACAGAGCAUGUAUGUUCCUAACAAGGUGCUGAUCCUCGCAGACAGGACGCAGACAAGUUUCCUUUACAGCCAUCUGCCCUUUCUCCUGUCUCUGGAGCAGAAGGACGGCAAAGCCACAGCCUACGUGUGUGAGAAUUUCACCUGCUCUCUGCCAACCACCUCUCCGGCUGACCUGCGCACCAUGCUAGCACCCUCUGGCACCCAGCGAUCACGGCCUCUGUAGAUGUCAGCCCUGUAUGCCCGGUGUCAGCGCUGGGAGUUUCUGCAUAAACAGAUUGGUAUUUUGUGCACAAGCAUCUGGCAGUUCAUCCCGCAGGAGAUGCCGUGGGCUCAGUGCCCUGGAACAGUCUGCCUGAUUCACAGCCACAUCAAGGCAGCAUCUGAAGGCACGGAUCAGACCCGGUGUGCCCCGUUGUACUAGGCCCUCAUAACCUACUCACCCUCGACUUAUCCCUGCAAAACAAAACACUGUAUUAUAUUGUAAACAGUCUGUUGUUUCAUGUCAGAACAGAUGUCACUCCACUUGGCUUUUGCAUUACAAAGUCCUAGGAGUGUAGCUUGCUCUUCGCCCAUUGGCUGUCAGGAGGGUGGUGGUAAUAGCUGUUGAAACAGAGGACUGCAGGUUGGACACCUUUAAUGUAUAUACUGAAACUAUCCAAAAAUUAGUAGACAAUAAUAUUGUACUCAAAGAUGGGAACCUCAACAGUGACAGCUUCACUGCUGGGAGUGGCACAAUCAGACAUACCAAAGAAAAUGGAGGCAGUGACAAAAAGUCAACCUACACGUGACCCUAACCAGCACUCUUUCAACCCUAAUGGUGGCCAUCCACGGGCAGAUUUCAGCUGCCAAUUUGGGUCCUUCAGAACGUUUCGACAGCUUAUGUAACCGUAUGUGGGGCCCUCUGAAAGGCCUCCCUAAUAUCUGGCCAAAAAUUUGGCAGAUGUUGAUUGAUUUUAUUGUCACAUCGAGGCCCGCAUAGGCUCAUUCUUCACUCAGACUUCUCAUUUCCCCUUCAUUGCAAUGCAGAUGUUUGGCCCUAGAGCUAAAGAUUGCAUUAGCAAGAUAUUGCCCACCCAAUGUUGGCAAAUCUUAUCGUGUAUGGCCUCUUUCAAACUCUACUAAGACGAAUGAGGUGAGCUGGUGAUUUGCCUGCCUAACCUGUCUGGGUCCAGGCCUGGACUGGCAGUCUGUGGAUUCUGGCAAAUGCCAUAGACCGUCAUUAUUUAAUGCGCUGGUGGGGGGCCAUUUGAGCCUCUUCUGUAGCUGCUGUAUCCUAAGACCUCUAAGCUGCUGUAUCCUAAGACCUCUUAGAAAAAAAAAUUUUCUAAUGGAUGCAGGUUCUUAAUAAUGAAAGUGAUGAGACAACAAAGUCCCAAGAACCUGACAGUGUGAUGUUAUGAAGGUAGAUUGGGUCCCACCCGUAGAUUCAGCUGGUUAUCAGGAGACAACAGCAGCGUUGGAUAGAUAAUUAGCUCCAUUAUAUUAGGUCACUCAUUAUUAGAUGUCUCAAAAUGGGACUUCUGUUUGAGUGCUGUACAUUUCAUCAUAAUAUUAUUUGCUGUACCUUCUCUUGUAAACAAACUGAGUGUUUAUUUACCUUUAAAUUAACUUAUAUAAAACAUCAUUCUAACACAA